AAUUCGCGCCAUUUCCGACCGACGACGAAGACGACACUUCAACCCAACCCCCGGACGUCAAUUGCUUCCUCUCGAUUCAAAAUGAAGUACUCGCUCGCCCCCUUCAUCCUCCGCCGGCCGUGGCUUGCCCGCUUUUUCAAGCCCGCCGCUACCUGGUACGUCAACACUGCCGGGUACCGCCAGAUGGGCCUCAAAUACGACGAUCUCCUCGAGGAGGAGAACGAGACCGCCCAGGCUGCCCUCAAGCGCCUCUCUAACCGCGAGUCCUACGAGCGCAUCUACCGUAUCCGACGUGCUGUCCAGUGCAGUUACCAGCACAAGCUCCUCCCCAAGGACCAGUGGACUACAUCCGCCGCGGACAAGCCCUACCUCCAGCCUCUUAUGGAGGAGGUCGCCGCCGAGAAGGCUGAGAAGAACGAGCUCGACUCCAUCGCUGUCGUCCGAAAGCACUAAAUUAUUUUUGGCCCUCGGGUUGGGAGGACAGUAGGAAGAAGUUGAAGAGCAGGACGGUGGUUGAAAGAGGGAAUUGCCCGCCUCCUAGAGAAAUGGCGGCCACACCUCAACGGACUAGACAAUUCCCGUGUAUCCUAUGUAGACGUCUAACUUGACUCAUUUGCACAUAUCAUGACCAUUGGAUCGGUUUUGAGUGUAUGUGAAUUCUUAUAUGAAAAGCUAUAUCAUGCAUGCAUGCACAAUUUUUGUAAUGUACAAUAUACCAUCUGCGAACGACUUCGCCAGAAGCCCAUCCCCAAUCAGCUCUUGUGUCGUUCUCGCAGGAAAUCUACCCGAGCAGGCGGGCUACUAAAAAAUAGGGACUUGAAGCAGGACAGACGAAAUCAUUAGUCCACUCUUAAGCCAUUCAUACACUAAGAGUGUUCUAAUAUUUAUGUCAGCCACUAAAUCAGUACCGGUUUUUAUGAAAACCACCUGCCAAGGAAGUUUGCAAUGCAUCUUCAUCAAGACAUCCUUCAUAACUCUUCUUACAUGAGUUCCACACUGGCUGAUCAGCCUCUCUAGGGCGUCAUCUCCCCAGCGCCCCCUUUCCUUUUUUCCGAUUCAUGGGAAAGAAUCCAACCCUCGACGCCAUACGCCGCAGAUACCGGAUCCCGAUUUUCCCUAAUUCGUCACCUCCCAGCAUGCGACUCCGUCUUAAAAUAGUGCUUUUUCCCCAUCCAAAUAUGGCCGUUAAGCUCGUGUUCAAUCGUGUCGCCUUCUCCAUGACCUGUAUUUGGGCAUGGGGGCUAUCAGUGACAGUAAGUAAUACAUAGUUUCGAGACAAGUUGCUCGAGAACCCUUUAUACUCGUUGGUAGAAGAGCAGGUAGGCAACCUUGUUGUCCUUGAUGUUAUCCUUGAUCGGCUUGGCGGCCUUGGGAGUGCCGUUGGUACCGUUGGCAACGCUGCUCCAUUUCUUUGCUCCUCCAGCAGGGCUAGUGACCUUGCUCCAUCCGUCAUCAUCUCCAGCGUCUUCGUCCAGAACAGCACCGAACCGGUUGCCCAAUGAAGAGCCAUCCUUACGAGUAUUCUUUACUUCCUCCUCUUCGCCGCCCUCAGCGACAUCUUCACUUCGAACUCGGCGGAUGGAAGUAUCAUCAAUACGAAUCCACUCGCGCCCUUCCUGUCGUCGCACAUCGACAGUGUAAUGUCCACCACUAGCGUUCUUACCAUGAUGGUACACCACGCUAAUCAACUUGUACUUGGGCAUUCCCUCUUCACCUAAAGUCUGGCGUUUCUGCCGAGACAAGGCUUCGCGGGGAAUCUCAAGCUCCAACGGAUAACCGAUCUUCUUCCAAAUCUUGACAGUUCCGUUACCCUCUGCGUCGAACUGGAAGCGCUUGAGGUGUAGGAUGAGGACGGGAGGAAGCGACUCAAUGAAAACCUGCUUGGUAGCCGUGACCUCCUUGCCACGAGGAGAGUUGAAAUCUCCCUGAAGACGCUCAGGUCGAGUAAGACCUCGGAGCGCAUCAACAACAUUGCGCACAUCAGAGGAUCCGAUGUCUAGCUGAAGGGGCUGAUAAGGCUCAGUAGUGAUGGAGUCCUUCAAACCAGGGACACGGAACUCAGAUCGCAACAAACCACCAAAAAUUCUGGAAAUAGGGCUGGAUGAGUUAGAUCCGGAGGACCGAGAAACAGC
Messenger RNA from Fusarium graminearum PH-1, 2132 nucleotides. RefSeq lists its product as uncharacterized. Gene Ontology annotation, biological process: mitochondrial electron transport, ubiquinol to cytochrome c. NCBI's taxonomy places the organism in Eukaryota, Fungi, Ascomycota, Sordariomycetes, Hypocreales, Nectriaceae. The coding region runs from base 82 to 453 and encodes 123 amino acids. The record is from RefSeq and is a predicted model, not a curated record. The transcript is spliced from 3 exons.